CUCCUCCUGCACUCUGCUCGGUGCUGUUUACUUACUAUCUGUGUGGCCGUAUAUAAUCCCGAGUGUGUGCGCGAGCCUCCUCAGAGGAUGGAGAAUGGAAAAGGAGACGUAGGAAGCGAGCAUUUUUCAAGAACCUAGUUUUAACCGGAAUAAAACUGAGGAGUUUUUGGGAGCGACGUCACGGUGGCUGGUCGAAUGCUGGGGAGGAUGAUGGCACUAGCAUGAUUUUGACAACCACGAUAUAAGCACUAUUUUUCAACACUAUUACUACUAUUAUCUGGCAACUAAAAGACCACUUGGCUCUCCAGUGAUGGACUCUCAACAGUGAGGCUGCCUCUUCUCCAAAGUCCCUCAUGGCCCUCGUUCACGAACCUCGCGCCCCUUCCCCAUCUCUCUCUGGCUUCAACACCCCUCUCUCCGACCCCCCGUCAUUCCGCCGGCUCGAUGCCGAAACACCUUGCACACCUGAAAUGGACCUGACGCCGACCCAGUGUGUUCUUCGGAACGUCCUCUCCAUAGACACGGGGGGCACAGUGGAACCUGGUGGUGGCGGUGACGGAGGAGGAGGAAGGGACGGACAGACGCCGGGGCAUAACCAGACGCCAGGCGAAGAACAACAGGAGCACUUUGCCAACAGUGUCCUCAAGCUGCACGACCAUGACGGCAGUCCCACGAGGACAGAGGGAGAGGGGACGGGGACGGACGCCGGCAGUGCUGUCCGGAGCGAUGCGGACAACGCCAGACUGCAGUGCCAGUCUACUGGAGGGGGAGGAGGCUUUCUGGAAGGCUUGUUUGGCUGUCUGCGACCUGUCUGGACUAUGAUCGGGAAAGCAUACUCCACGGAGCACAAGCAUGACUUGGACGAAGCAUGGGAAGUCCCCUUUGAGGAGAUAUCGGACCUGCAGUGGGUCGGCAGCGGGGCUCAGGGCGCCGUCUUUCUGGGCAAAUUGCACGGACAGGAAGUGGCCGUGAAGAAAGUGCGAAACAUAAAAGAGACAGACAUCAAGCACCUCCGCAAGCUCAAACACCCCAACAUCAUCACGUUCAAAGGUAUCUGCACCCAGGCGCCAUGCUACUGCAUCAUCAUGGAGUACUGUGCCCAGGGCCAGCUCUACGAGGUGCUGAGAGCAGGCAGGAAAAUCACCCCCUCGCUCCUUAUGGACUGGGCCAUGGGCGUCGCUGGCGGGAUGAAUUACCUUCACCUCCACAAGAUCAUCCACAGAGACCUUAAAUCACCAAAUAUUCUUAUCACCUACGAUGAUGCGGUGAAGAUCUCAGAUUUUGGCACGUCCAAGGAACUGAGCGACAAGAGCACCAAGAUGUCCUUUGCCGGUACGGUGGCCUGGAUGGCCCCUGAGGUGAUACGGAAUGAGCCGGUCUCAGAGAAGGUGGACAUUUGGUCUUUUGGUGUUGUGCUGUGGGAGAUGCUGACAGGAGAGGUGCCCUACAAAGACGUGGACUCCUCGGCUAUUAUCUGGGGAGUGGGCAACAACAGCCUGCAGCUGCCCGUGCCUGACAGCUGUCCUGAUAGCUUCAAACUGCUCUUGAGGCAAUCCUGGAAUUGCAAACCAAGAAACAGACCUUCCUUCAGACAGAUUCUCCUGCAUCUGGACAUCGCUUCAGCAGACAUCUUGUCCACCCCACAAGAAACGUACUUCCAGUCCCAGGCGGAGUGGAGGGACGAGGUCAGGCACCACUUUGAGAAGAUCAAGUCCGAGGGCACGUGUCUUCACAGGCUGGAUGAGGAGCUCAUCAAACGACGCAGGGAGGAACUGAGACAUGCUCUGGACAUCCGGGAGCACUACGAGAGGAAGCUGGAGAGAGCUAACAAUCUCUACAUGGAGCUCAACGCUAUCAUGCUGCAACUGGAGAUCAAGGAGAAGGAGCUGCUCAAGAGAGAGCAGUCGCUGGACAAGAAGUACCCAGGCUGCUUCAAGCACCACAGCUCCAGACAAUCAGCCUCCUCCAACUCCAUGGAGAAACUCAUGAAGAAACGCAACGUGCCUCAGAAGCUGCCCUCACACAGCAAGAGGCCAGACUUGCUGAAGUCAGAGGUCAUUCUUCCCAAACUGGACUCCUCCAUGACCCAGGUCACAAUCCCCACUAAGGGCUCCACAUCCCCCGGCCGCUCCCGCCGAGGGAAACCUCGCUACAGGAAAGCGGUCAAAGGCAGCAGCGGCGACCUGGCUCAGCUGAAAGCCACUCUCUCUUCUUCAUUGGCCAUGAUCAGUGCCACCUCGUCUGUCCCCAGCAGCAAGCAGCGCCUUGACCCCAGCGCCGCCCUCAGGGGACUGCAGCACGACCUGCUGCUCAAGAAGAUGUCCUCCUCCAGCCCUGACCUCAUUACCACCACACUGGAGGCUGAGGGCAGGAGGAAGGGGCAGACAAGGCCCGGCUUGGACCGAGCGGGCAGUCAGAGCGCCUCGGCCGGCCUGGAAGAGGGCACGAGGACCACCGGGCCAGAGGCGGGCCCGGAUGUGAGCGCGGGGACGGACGAACUGGCGGGAACUCCUCCGCGCAGUGACACGCCCAGCGAAGAUGCCGCCUCUAUCCCGUUCUCCAGCAGCCCCGACUCUCCGUGUGGCAGGGGGGCGGCUGCAGGGAGGGCCUCGGUGACGACGGGAAGCCCUCGCGUUCCUCAGGAUGGCGAGGAGAAGGAGGAGGGGAUGGUGAUUACACGUUCGCCUAGGAGUCAGCGCCUCACGCCUUCGGCGCUGUUGUACAGGGCGGCGGUCACUCGUAGCCAGAGACGUGGAGUGUCGUCAGAGGAAGAGGAGGGAGAGGUGGACAGUGAGGUGGAGCUGCCCAGAAGAUGGAGGCCUGUGAGCAUGAGCAAAUGCCAGUCGCUGUCCACGUUCAGCUCGGAGAACCUGUCCGUGUCGGACGGCGAGGAGGGAAACACCACAGACCACUCGCACAGUGGCACGCCUGACGUGGUGAGCACCAACACCGAUGAGCGCCUGGACGACAAGAGUGACGACCUGCUCUCCCAGGGCUCUGAGAUUCCCGCCGACCCGUCCGACCCAACCCACAUGGGCUCGGACGGUUUGUCCGAGAAGGAAGCUGCCAUUCGGCAAGUCAAGACCCAACUGGCCGGGCACGAGCUCAAUUAUGAGGCUUUAUACGACGACUCGGACUGCGACAGCGCCGAGUUGGACCACUCGGGUAUCGCGGAGCCCAGCCAGCCUGCAACUAACUGGUGAAGGAAAAAAAACAUGCACUGAAAUGUGGACGAGGUCAGUGGAUGCCUUGUCAACUACACAAGACGUGAACAAUCUUUGUGACCGGACAGAACAACUCAUCAGGUUUCCUUCCUCUGUGUGUGUGUGUGUGUGUGUGUGUCAUUUUGUGACUGUGUCAUGAGAUCAUUCUGAGAUCCGAUCAGGGCUUCUUUUUUUUUUUUUUUUUACUUAUUAUUGAUGAUUGAUUUUAGUGUCAUAGCCUCUGAAGAAAUGAUGCACUUAUUAUUUAUUGUGUUGCAGCAAAGAAUGUUUACAUUGUUAAUGUUUUGCGUGGAAACGCGCGAGAUUGUAUCAUUUCAAGGUGCUGACGUUUCUACAUUAAGCUUUUUUUGUUUUUCUUUUUUAUUGCGAGUUGAAUGUAUUGGUGCGGCGGCAGGGAGGGAGCCAUGUGAAACAAACAAGAAGCAAUAUGUCCAUUCAUGUCCUGUCACUGUUUGCAGCGUCGCGGUGGAAAUGUUUUUCAUAAGCAACCGGGUGUAUAUACGUGUUUUUUUUUAAUUUAUUAAAAAGCAUGCUUGUGGAAAUACUGUAUAUGCUAUUGGAUACUUUAUGGUUGAGUUGCAACCCACUGAGGGACAGUUAACACAACCAUGAUGGCAGAUUUGAGCUCGUUGGCAUCAGGGCUCGCUCGACGUUCAAGGGAAAAAAAAAACAUAUAUCUCUGUAAGAAAAGCACAAUUUUAUUCAGUUUAUUCAGACACUAAAUUGCUCAUAAAAUGACAAAUUUGUAUUUUUGUUUAUUGCAUUAUUUUAUAUAUACUACUAUUUAUUUUGCAUUUUAUUCCAUUAAAAUUUAAUUGAUAGGAAAAAUUAUACAUUAUUUUUUAUUAGAGCUGUUAAUUGAUUAAAAUAUUUAAUCGUGAUUAAUUUUGUCCACAGUUAACUCAAUAUAACUACAAUUAGUCACGGAUAGAAAAACGUUUUUUAUUUGAUGCAAAUCUUUGUGGUAAACACGAGCUAAGAUAUGAUUCAAAAACGAUAUAUUUUAAAAACAGAACAAUUUGAUACAGUGUACAAACGAUACCAUUCAAUUUGAUAUGAUUCAACAAUUCCGUUUGUCGAUGUAGACGUUACUCUUACAGUAUAAGAUAAAGAAGCCAGUUGCAUAAAAGUGGCAUUCCUACAGUAUUUUCAAAUGUGUGAAAGAGCACCUCAUGUAAGGCAGGGGUCCCCAACCACGGGGCUGCGGCAAACUUUAGGUGCAAUGAUUUAAAAAAAACUCAAAAAUGAACAAUGAAAUCAUUUGUAAAUAAUUACUUUUUUUGUAAAAGGAUACAAAUUUUGGAAAUAUGGGCCAUUGUUUUAUUUUUAAAAAAAUAAUAUAUAGUUAGCAAUUCCACAAUUUGUUCAUAUUUAAUGCUUGUUCCACAGUCCUUGAACGCAUCAUUUAACUUUGCAACGCAUCUUCUCCCACGGUGCACAGAUAAGACUACUGUAUUGUAUUUUUCUGGUUUAUCUUCCACCUCAUAUUUGGUCCGAAAUGCUGAUGCUCUGUAGGAAUGCAUAAAGGUAAGAUUUGAUGACCUUAUUGAGUGCUAAUGUGCAUAUUUUUUGGUGCACCUCUCAAAAACAAGUACUGUAGGCUUGUACUGGCGGAUGGUGGCUGUCUUCAUUUAAAGUGCUUUUAAUUUGAUGUUUCUCCUGUCAUAGUUUUGCACAAUACAUAAUAAAUAAGAUAAAUCAGAUUGCUAUCGUGUACGUAUGUUACGUGUGUGUUGAAAAUCUUUCCCGGUCACCAGCUAGCGCGAUGCUAACGCUAGCGAGAGCUAAUGCUAUUUAGAUACAUUGUCAUCUGUACAAGCCCCCAAAUAGCUGUCCUCGGCUAUGCCUGCCCAUAACUAGUAGCUCCUGGACGAAAUUUUAGCGGCUCGCAUCUAAAAAAAAAUCCCACUCGUUCGUUAGGACACUCGUAUGCCACGGUACCACUGUAUUAAUGACAAUUUAAAAAAAUGCCUGCGUUGCACUAGUAACUUCUCUCUUCUUCCCGGCAACGUACUUCGUGAUAAUUGGACUCACAGCGACACAAAUAACUUUGUCCUUGUUGCGAGGAGCAUCUGCCAGGGCUUCUUUCUGCUCAAUAUUUGUUCCCGCUUCUGGCUUCACAUCAGCUGCCACGCCGCUGCGGUUCCUUAAACUACGGUGCGGGCCGAGGGUCAGUCAAGACGUGCGCACGUUAAUCGCGCGUCAAAUAAUGAGUGCCGUUUUAGGAAACUUCCGUUGUUUAUUAACGGUAUGCUGAUCAAAAUUGUGCUUUUAAAAAUAUAUAUAAAUAAUGCCCAUUUUCUGCAUUUGGCCAAAUAAGAUUGAAUUAUCACAGGAGAUGAAGCUUUAUUUAUAUUAUCAUUUUACAAGCAUAUUGCUAGAAGGUGCUGUGGAGGACAUCCGUAUUCACUUAUUUGGUCCUUUCCAGACAAUAAGGUGAAAAAGGUGUGAUUUUUAUGGAUGACAUUGUCCCUAACUGGAAAAGCAUCCACUUGAGGGUUUGGGUCCUAUGGACUAAGCUAGAAAUGACACCUUGCACUCUCUAUGUAAUGUUUUAUUUCAAUGUUUGCAAUGAAGAAAUGCUUUUCAAUUCACUUGAACCACGUUUGACAGCUCCAAGGAGGAAAAUGUUGCCAAACAACAAAGCUACUGCCCCCUGGUGACGUAACUGUUCAACUGAAGGCUUUUUUACUGUCUAACUGUACAAUAAAUAUAUUUAAU
Molecule: messenger RNA, 5945 nt
Organism: Dunckerocampus dactyliophorus (ringed pipefish)
Lineage: Eukaryota; Metazoa; Chordata; Actinopteri; Syngnathiformes; Syngnathidae
Product: mitogen-activated protein kinase kinase kinase 12-like
Exons: 14
Coding region: 354-3203 (949 amino acids)
Biological process (GO): JNK cascade; protein autophosphorylation
Molecular function (GO): JUN kinase kinase kinase activity; ATP binding
Source: RefSeq, a predicted model, not a curated record